AACUAAGUAUGUGGACAUUACUUGGGUAUAUAAACUGAGUUUGGUAAAUUUCCGAGUUAGUAAUUUGUUGAGAACGGUACGAACAAAUCAGGAAUCUAUCCACAAAUAUUAGAAUGUUCAUCAAAUUAAUGAUGUUUGCUUCAUUAAUGGCUGGAGUUUUCUGCUCACCAAACUCUAAGCGUCUUCCUUACGGUGCUCCACCGAAAAUCGAGUAUACCGAGAUUCCGCAUUGCGCCAAAAAUACUACCAAGGCGUGGUGUCUUGAAGACUCUGAGUAUCCUCAACACGAAGUUCAACAAGCCCUUGACCAGCACUACCAGGCCGUCCUCGCAUUCUACAAAGAGAAAUUAGCGAGCACUGAAAACUCUGUUAACGAACUUGACAAGUUUAAUGACGAGGUUUACCUUUGUCCGAGUUCCACCGAUUACGUCCGUCCUCUCCGUGCCAUCAAUGUUGAGGGAAAAUGGCGGAUCAUUGUCAAUCGGAUCGAAUCUUAUGGUGUUAAAUAUACUCAAACUGCUCGAAUUGAGGAAUGUAAUGUUGUUGUCGGCACCAGUUGUCCAUUGGUUCCCUCGUGCCACGAAUCCAAAUGCAUCCAGAAGAAUAUUUUUCAUCGCUUUUUAGUCUACAAUCCUUACGAUUACACCUUCCCGUUUACGAUUGAAAAAUUUAGGCUGCCUGGAUCAUGCGGAUGCGUUGUUGGAGCAUUUCAUCUUUGAAAACAACCGGUAGUGAACCCGACUGAAGGCAGAUAAGACGUCAUUCUAGAUGACAAUGACACCUUGUGAACGUAUUUAAAUUAAUAUUUUCAAUGACAAUUGAGAAAUACAAUUUUUAAUCACA
This is a messenger RNA of Daphnia magna, 843 nucleotides long. RefSeq names its product neurotrophin 1-like. The record is from RefSeq and is a predicted model, not a curated record. Gene Ontology annotation, cellular component: extracellular region. Gene Ontology annotation, biological process: innate immune response; central nervous system formation; regulation of Toll signaling pathway. The transcript has 2 exons. The coding region runs from base 114 to 719 and encodes 201 amino acids. Gene Ontology annotation, molecular function: Toll binding; growth factor activity. NCBI's taxonomy places the organism in Eukaryota, Metazoa, Arthropoda, Branchiopoda, Diplostraca, Daphniidae.